This is a messenger RNA of Mesorhabditis spiculigera, 1101 nucleotides long. The record is from the annotation of a GenBank genome assembly. NCBI's taxonomy places the organism in Eukaryota, Metazoa, Nematoda, Chromadorea, Rhabditida, Rhabditidae.
AUGGGUGUCUGGCGUCGCAUAGACGAGGUGAAACCGAUCCGAAUCGAGGAUCAGGAUGAAGUCAACUACGGAGACUAUGACUUCAGCGAGUCGGACAACGAGGCCAAUGACGCCGACAAAACGGCGACGGCCGUGCCCGUCUCGCGCACCCGCAGACGCAAGGAGGAACGCUCGGAGCGCAAGCUGCGCAAGUUCUUCUUGUCGCUGGACGACGGUGGCGUGCAGGUGAAGAAGAACAUGGGCGCCCGCAAGCAGCGCCGCGUUGAGAACGCCCGCCUGCUGCUCUCUUUCGUUGAUAAGGAAGACAUUUGUACGGAUUUUUCCGACAUCGUCCCCAAAUCCGUCUCGUCGUUCGCUCAACUUUUCCACGAGCGCGAAAAUAUGAAGAUCUGGAACGAGUUCAUUUUGCUCGAUGAGGAGGACCAGCGUCGCAUUUUGGACAACGCUGACCGUCGUAAGAAGCACGAUGGGGACAUGAACCUGAAGGGCGACGGUUGGUGCGUUGUGGGCGGUCGUAGCGCCGAAUCGACGCCCCGGCGUAACGACAAGAAGUCGACUUCUCUGCCAGAAGAGAGUGAUGAGGAUCAUCGCAAGCAUCAUCCUGCCUACUCGGCGAAGGCCUGCUUCGAGCGCAUGGAGCCGAAAUUCAAGCAAUUUUUCCAGCACCGCGAGUUGCCCUGGGCCCUCGUCGACAAAACCGAGCGCCAGCUCCGCGAUGCUUUCGGUCUCGACUCUUCGGCCAUCUGGAUCGCUAAUUACGAGAGUGGCUUCGACCGCAUGAUAGUUCACGGUGUAGCCCAGUUCCUGAUGCUGACCAGCAAAAGUUCCACCGAUACCGCUUCGCAUCAACGCAUCACCGAGGUGAAGAACUCGCGCUCGUUUUUCGUCCCGCCUCGCAAAUACCUGAUAGUUUACUUGGAGAAGCUGAGGAAGCAUAAAAUCGUGUUUGACCCCGAAGAGGACGAACCUCUCGACAGCAACUCGGACCACCUCGGGCACCCCGGCGAUUCGCCCGUCGAAGAAACUUCGCUAAAAGCUGAUCAGGCCUCCACCCCCGGCCUCUAUCAAAUCCCCCUGAUAUUAACACGGGCACUGCCGGUC